This is a messenger RNA of Dentiscutata erythropus, 216 nucleotides long. NCBI's taxonomy places the organism in Eukaryota, Fungi, Glomeromycota, Glomeromycetes, Diversisporales, Gigasporaceae. The record is from the annotation of a GenBank genome assembly.
UGGAACUUCCUGGAGUUCCCAAAGAUAAUGUUUGCGUGGAUGUUCGUGGGGACAAAUUAAUCAUCAAAGGAGAAGAUAAAGUACACGAGGCUUAUAAUACAGGAACUCGCAGCAUUCCUUUUCCUAUCAAGGUAGAUACUGAGAAGGCUAUGACAAAAUUUGAGAAUGGAAUUCUUGAAAUUAGAUUACCAAGUGUUGAAAGCACUACAACAAAAC